AGGGUUCCAUGGCUUCUGACGGAACCCGACGAGUCAGUGGCGUGGACCCCACCAAUCGAAGGAGACCACCCCUCGAUUUUAAUGCGCGGCCGGUGGCAUUUCUUUUGCAGUAUUCCACCUUCCACCAACACCGCCACCUCUUCUCUCUCCCUUAGAUUUUAAGAAAGAACAGAGCCAGUGGAAGGGCGGGAAUGCGCUUGGGUUGUUGGAGAGUUACUGAGGAUUCUGACCUCUCCGUUCGCGGAUCUGGCUUUGGGCUUCUCUUGCGAGAUCUCGCGAGAUGGGCAGAUGGGUUCUGGGUCUUGGAGGAAGGGAUUUUGGCGAAUGGUAGGACCCGAGCCCUCUCGUAUAGGGCUUGAGAUAUCUGGUUGCGUGGAGUUUGGAGAAAGGGUUUUGGGGGUUCCUCUGGGUCUUCCGAUGAGUUCUGUGGCUUGAAGGAUAGAUGGAGAGAAGAAAACAGCCUCCUCUGGUCGAGAGCUCAGCAUGUCUCUGUCGAGUAGAUGCAGGCCUGAAAACUGUUGCUGGGGCUAAGAAAUUUGUCCCAGGAUCCAAACUCUGCAUUCAACCCAGCAUCAAAGCAUCCAUCCAUCCAUCCAAGCUCAAGGCAGCUCGAGGGGACCGAAGCCGCAGUCAGUCACCUCUGCUACCCGGCCUACCCGAUGACCUUGCCAUAGCUUGCCUGAUCCGCGUCCCACGAGCUGAGCACCGCAAGUUAAGGCUAGUCUGCAAGCGAUGGCACCGUCUUUUGGCUGGCAACUAUUUCUACUCCCUCCGCAAAAGCCUUGGAAUCGCCGAGGAAUGGAUCUAUGUCAUCAAAAGAGAUAGGGAUGGUCGGAUCUCGUGGGAUGCAUUCGAUCCCGUCUACCAGCUCUGGCAUCCUCUGCCACCCGUCCCAGGGGAGUAUUCUGAAGCCCUUGGAUUUGGGUGUGCUGUCCUCAGCGGAUGCCAUCUAUACUUGUUUGGGGGUAAGGAUCCUCAUAAGGGGUCCAUGAGGCGGGUCAUCUUCUACAGUGCCAGAACUAACAAAUGGCACCGGGCUCCUGACAUGUUGCGGCGGCGGCACUUCUUUGGCUCCUGUGUGAUAAACAACUGCUUGUAUGUGGCUGGUGGGGAGAGUGAAGGGGUCCAUCGCUUCUUGAGAUCAGCCGAGGUCUAUGAUCCAAACAAGAACCGGUGGUCCUUCAUAUCAGACAUGAGCACUGCAAUGGUCCCGUUCAUUGGGGUUGUCUAUGAGGGGAAGUGGUUCUUGAAGGGGCUUGGAUCUCAGCGGCAGGUGCUGAGCGAGGUCUAUGUUCCAGAAACCGGCAACUGGUACCCAGCUUUCGAUGGCAUGGUUAGUGGAUGGAGGAACCCAAGUGUUUGCUUGAAUGGCCAACUCUAUGCUCUUGAUUGCAAAGAUGGUUGCAGACUAAGAGUGUAUGAUGGGGCCACAGAUUCUUGGAGCAAACAUAUUGACAGCAAGAUGCACCUGGGGAGUUCUCGAGCUCUAGAAGCAGCCGCUCUUAUCCCUCUUAAUGGGAAACUAUGCAUUGUUCGAAACAACAUGAGCAUUACCGUUGUGGAUGUUGCAGGGAAGAACAGUAGGGAUAGUGAGGAUCAGUGCUGGGAGACAAUUGCUGGCAAGGGACACCUGAAGACAUUCGUCACAAAUCUAUGGUCUAACAUUGCAGGCCGUAAUCGUCUCAAGAGUCACAUUAUCCACUGUCAGGUCCUUCAGGCUUAGAAGAAAGAAAUUCUCAAUGUACAUGCGGCAAUUCGUCUGGGGCAAUCUUUUUGUUUUGCAUUUCAGUUGGGAACUAAGAAGUGGCCUUCAGAGCAUGUUGCUGUGGAGCAUGCUUACUGUGGUAUACAAAGUAAACUGUAUCAUACAAGACGGUGUUGUAUUCAGAAUUAUAUUGAAAAACCAACAGAAAUUAAGUGAUGAACAAAAAUUAAGGAGU
Molecule: messenger RNA, 1940 nt
Organism: Elaeis guineensis (African oil palm)
Lineage: Eukaryota; Viridiplantae; Streptophyta; Magnoliopsida; Arecales; Arecaceae
Product: F-box/kelch-repeat protein At1g55270
Molecular function (GO): protein binding
Source: RefSeq, a predicted model, not a curated record